CACACCCAGACCGUCACAGUAAACUUAGCUUGGUGUUCUACAAACAGCUGUAGGGCUCUGCCGGGUUUCCUGGUUCUCUGACACACUAAACCACACUGGGAUAUUUUGCCAGACAAAAAUAAAGGACAUGGAGAUUUUCCAGAAGGCCAUGGAAACUAUGUCCCCCGCCGAUGAUGAGAUGUGGUGGGGCACACUGGGCACCGUUCGGCCUUUCCCCAACUUUAACUCUGAGAGGGAUGCCCGUGAAGUCCAGGUAGCGCUGGAGAAGAAAGAUAUGAACACCCUGGUGAGGGUCCUGACCAACCGCACCAACGCACAGAGACAGCUCGUUGCUCAGGCCUACCGCAGCCUCGCAGGGAAGGAGCUAAGUGCCAUGCUGAAGAAGUGCCUGACAGGUGGACUGCAGGACUUGCUGCUGGGCCUCAUGAUGACCCCAUCCCAGUUCGAUGCUCACCGCCUCCGGCAAGCCAUGGAGGGCCUGGGUACAGAUGAGGAGACUCUGUUGGAGGUGCUGUGUACGAGAUCCAGAGAGCAGCUCAAGGAGAUCAUUGUUGUUUACAACCAGGAGUUUGGACGGUACUUGGAGAAUGACUUGAUUAGUGAAACGAGCAAGGACUUCACCAAGCUGCUGCUGGCCAUUCUGACGAAAGAGCAAGAAAAUUUGCCUGGAGUGAUUGAUUAUGAGCUCAUUGACCGAGAUGUGAAGACUUUGGCUGAAGCUGUAAAUGGGAAAAAGGUGGAUUCGGCUCCCUGGAUAAAGGUACUCACCACGCGCGAUGCAGACCAUCUCGACAGAGUGCUGUUGAGAUUGGAGAGCGUGAAGGGAGAGACAGUGGAUAAAAUGAUACACAAUCACUUCUCUGGGGACUUGAGGCUGGGGUUGCGCACCCUAGUGCAUUCCAUCCAGAAUACCCCUCUAUACCUCGCUCACCGUCUGCACAACUCCAUCAAGAAGGGUGCUGCGGUUCGGGGCAUCCUGGUCUCCCGCAGUGAGGAGGAUCUGCUCAGUGUGAGAGUGGAGUAUCGCCGGCUGGCUCAGGUCUCGCUCUACUCAGCCCUGCAGAAGGAAUUUAAAGGAGACCUUCAACAAGCUUACCUGGCCUUGUGUCAGGCUGAAGAUGUGUAGCGACCGACAAGGACACAACUGUUUGUUCACAGCAUUUUUACGUUUCGAAACAAGUACAAUUUAGUUCCUCGCGCCUCCGAAUAAAGCUUUCCAAAAAACAACGUACAGUCUUCGACUGCAAGCAUUAAGGCCUUAUCACAUAAUGUUGCAUUUUCUUAAAAAUUUCCAUUUGUUAAUUAUUUGAAUAAAAUUUUGUUCUUUCAUUUACAAGGUUAAAUUUAUGCCACAGAUGAAAAAGAUGGCCUUAGCUGUUCAAAUUUUUCUGUUAGGUGACAAUAAACACAUAAAAAACAUAAAGCUGACUUUAGAAAUUAGUGAACAAAUUGUUGGGCCAAAGCUUUUGAAGUCUCCCUUAGGCAAGUUUUUACUAUCAUUGUACAAAUAUCAAAAUUAAAGUUCACUAAAAUUUGAAUGUCACUGAAAAUGCUGCUGUGAACCAUGAAGGAUAGAUAUAUUUAAAUAUAAUACCCAUAAUACCCACUCUCUGUCCAGUUCUGAAGGGUCCUAGACAAGCAACUGGACAAAAUCUUCAGUCAUUCUUUUUUCCUGCUCUUUCUAAUCCCCCGGACAAUGUCAGCCAAGAGACAAGUAUUAAUAUCCCAGGACAGGGGCAUGGCUGACAUUUCUACCACUCGGCCAUCUGAGCAACUUUGUAAGGCAGUGGGAAUAGAAUUACCUCUUAUUGUGUGCGCGGACUGCUGGGAAUCCAAGAGGACAGGGUUCUAUAAAGGGAACUUGUACAUGCAGAUGGACCGAUCGUUUUACAUCAUUCAGCAAACUUGUGGGGCGAAGAGGUGCAGUAACUUUCAGUGUCCAUAGGGGGCAGUGUAGUUAUUGUUCAUUGCACCAUGCAGUACUUCAGUUUUCUCUUUUCACUCGCUUAUUAAUCACAAUAAGGUUUCUUAUGAAGUUAUUUAAAUGUAAUUCCUUACUUAUUAAAUGCUAUUUUGGGAAAAUAUAUUCAUGCAGCUCCCAAAUGAAAUAAACUUUCUCUAUAUGGCCUCAUUUCUUUUUA
Scleropages formosus (Asian bonytongue) is the source of this 2141-nucleotide messenger RNA. It is a transcript of the gene anxa14, whose product is annotated as annexin A14. Lineage: Eukaryota; Metazoa; Chordata; Actinopteri; Osteoglossiformes; Osteoglossidae. The coding region runs from base 128 to 1126 and encodes 332 amino acids. The transcript has 13 exons. Gene Ontology annotation, cellular component: cytoplasm; plasma membrane; nucleus. The record is from RefSeq and is a predicted model, not a curated record. Gene Ontology annotation, molecular function: calcium ion binding; calcium-dependent phospholipid binding; phosphatidylserine binding.